AUGAACUUCAUAAAAACACACAUUUAUGAGCAGGAGUACACGAAUGAAGGAAUAAAAGAGCAUGAAAAGGACGCCAGGAGCGCAAAAGAAAUUGACGAAAAUAAAAGGUUAAAGGAGCUACCAGAGUUUAAAAGGGACCAUCAAUUCUUAAGUCUAUCAGAACAAUUGGAACUGAAAAAAAAUAACAACAAUGGUACAGGCACACUAGGGAAAGAUGAUGAAGCAGGACUCGUGAACAUUUAUGACAUGCCAAAUAUGACAGAAGAAUAUGCAGAAUAUUACGACAAUUAUGCGAAACAUGAUAAUUAUAGUAUUGAGAAAAUCAGGGAAAGAGAAAAAGAAGUAGAAUUUGAAUUUAAAGAAGCUAUAAAAAAUUAUGCAAAGAAAAAGGAAUUAAAGGAAAAAGAAGACGAAGUAGAUUUGUUGAAAGAAGAAAGUAAUCAUGUUAAUUUAAGUGAGAUAAAAAAAAAUAUAAUUAAAAAAAAAAAAAUUAUUCCAAUGAAGACCAGUGUGAAGGCCAUUAUAAAGACAAAGAAAAAAAAUGCCAUCUCUUCUCCGAAGGGGGACCAUUCCAACGUCAAAAAGGUUUCCACCCCUGAGAAGAAUUCACUUUUACUUGGUUAUUCGGAUUAUUCAGAUGAGUAG
This is a messenger RNA of Plasmodium knowlesi strain H, 645 nucleotides long. Its product is annotated as conserved protein, unknown function. The transcript has a single exon. NCBI's taxonomy places the organism in Eukaryota, Apicomplexa, Aconoidasida, Haemosporida, Plasmodiidae. The record is from RefSeq and is a predicted model, not a curated record. Bases 1 to 645 code for a protein of 214 amino acids.